AUGUGACAUCGCUAGUUUAGCUGCCCGGCUGUGUAGCACCCAGUGCUAUAACAACAACUUCAGUAAUGCCUUACUCUGCUAAAAUCGGCCCGUCAAUCCUAAGCAGUGAUCUGUCAUGUCUGGGCAGCGAGUGUGUGCGGAUGAUGGAGUGUGGAGCAGAUUAUUUGCACCUCGACGUCAUGGACGGCCAUUUUGUACCAAAUAUAACGUUUGGUCAUCCCAUGGUGGAAUGCCUGAGAAAGUCAUUAGGCCCAGACCCUUUCUUUGACAUGCACAUGAUGGUUUCCAGGCCCGAGCAGUGGGUGAAGCCCAUGGCUUCAGCCGGAGCCAACCAGUACACGUUCCACCUGGAGGCCACCAGCAACCCCGGAAACCUCAUCAAGGAGAUCAAACAGAGUGGUAUGAAGGUGGGCUUGGCCAUAAAGCCUGGUACUACAGUGGAAAUGUUAGCACCUUGGGCCAACCAGAUUGACAUGGCUCUGGUCAUGACUGUUGAGCCUGGCUUUGGAGGACAAAAGUUCAUGGAGGACAUGAUGUCCAAGGUAACAUUGUUGAGGGAUCAGUUCCCCUCACUGGACAUUGAAGUAGACGGCGGCGUGGGCCCGGACACCAUUUACAAAUGUGCAGAGGCAGGUGCCAACAUGAUCGUGUCAGGCAGCGCCGUGAUCGGCAGCGAUGACCCUCGCUCCGUCAUCGCCCUUUUGCGCACCGUGGUGGCUGAAGCCAUACAGAAGCGCACGUUAGACCGCUGAGGUGUUUGUUUGUUUGUUUGUUUGUGCGUACGUGCGUGUGUGGGUAAGUCACUAUGGCGACGCCACACCUGUCCAUUCACCGCAGCACUUAGUCACUCUUUGGGUAGGAUGUUUUUUGUGCUGGAUGUAGAAGGUGAGGCUUCUUUGGAUGGGAGGCCAAUUAAUGACACUGAACUGUAAACAUUCCUGAAAAUAGUUUUUACCCACCUGGAAAUGAUAUAUCAAACUUAAUAUUUUUCUAUCAACUGUAUAUACAUGUGCUUUUGACAUAAGUCCGUGGAAAUUGGUUUUGUUAAUUAAACAGCCUUCGAUCAUCUGUUAUUGUUUUGUUUGGUGUCCUUGCAAUUGGAACUUGACAGUUACUACUCUGUAAUGAUCUUUGUGUGAAUGUACACUAUGUAGGCCCUGUGUAUGGAUGUGUGUGUAUGUACGCAACGAUAUUACAGUAUGUGCAGUCGCCCCUCGCCAUAUCGUGCUUCGGAUUUUGCGGCUUCUCUCUAUGAUGGUUUUGCAAAAUAUAUUAAUAAAUCAUCU
This is a messenger RNA of Dunckerocampus dactyliophorus (ringed pipefish), 1286 nucleotides long. It is a transcript of the gene rpe, whose product is annotated as ribulose-5-phosphate-3-epimerase. Gene Ontology annotation, cellular component: cytosol. Lineage: Eukaryota; Metazoa; Chordata; Actinopteri; Syngnathiformes; Syngnathidae. Gene Ontology annotation, molecular function: D-ribulose-phosphate 3-epimerase activity; metal ion binding. The record is from RefSeq and is a predicted model, not a curated record. The transcript is spliced from 6 exons. Gene Ontology annotation, biological process: pentose-phosphate shunt, non-oxidative branch; pentose-phosphate shunt; carbohydrate metabolic process. The coding region runs from base 66 to 752 and encodes 228 amino acids.